This is a messenger RNA of Aedes aegypti (yellow fever mosquito), 2282 nucleotides long. RefSeq names its product protein aubergine-like. The coding region runs from base 131 to 1984 and encodes 617 amino acids. Gene Ontology annotation, cellular component: P granule. The transcript is spliced from 6 exons. Lineage: Eukaryota; Metazoa; Arthropoda; Insecta; Diptera; Culicidae. Gene Ontology annotation, molecular function: piRNA binding; protein binding. The record is from RefSeq and is a predicted model, not a curated record. Gene Ontology annotation, biological process: regulatory ncRNA-mediated gene silencing.
GCUUUUCACGCGCCACAAACUUCGCAGUGAUGAGGUGGAAAUCACAACGAAAGAUUCCACUUCAGAUCAGGAAUACAUUAUCAAAUUGAGACGUGUUGGUGUAAUUGACGGAACUAACGAAACGGCACUGAUGAUAUACAAUCUGAUUAAUCGCAAGGCAAUGGGUGGAUUAAAUUUGCAACUGAUUGGACGAAACUUUUUCGAUCCAGCAGCAAAAGUAACAGUGAGCCAGUAUGGCAUUGAAUUGUAUCCCGGUUAUGUAACAAGCAUCAGACAACAUGAGAAUGAUGUUCUGAUGUGUGCAGAAUUGACGCAUCGAGUUAUGCGAACAGAUACGUGCUAUACGCUAAUGAAGCAAUGCAUGAACCAUGGAGGCAAUUGGAAGGAUAAUUUCAAACGAAUGAUACUUGGGUCCGUUGUGAUGGCCACAUAUGGCAGUAAUCGGACCUACACAAUCAAUGAUGUCGAGUAUAGCACUACAGCAGAGAGCUCCUUUCAGACGUCGAACGGACAAAUCUCUUUUGUGCAGUAUUUCCGCGAACGCUACAACAUCAUCAUUAGAGAUCCAAGGCAGCCCAUGUUGGUUUCUCGGUCAAAAUCCAAAGAUAUAAGAGCCGGCUUGCCUGAACUUAUCUAUCUGGUACCAGAAUUAGUACGUGCAACCGGUAUUACCGACGAAAUGCGACGAAACUUCAACUUGAUGCGCACCUUAGCGGAUCACACCCGUCUGACGCCGGAUAAGCGAAUCGAACGCCUGGAAGUAUUCAACCGGCGUUUGCAGGAUUCCAAAGAAAGCACCGAAAUCUUUCAAUUCUGGAAAACAGAACUUGAUCGUCGUUUGGUCGAAGUCCCGGCACGAGUUCUUCAACCGGAAACAAUUUUCUUCCAUCCGGAGCAACCAAAUUAUGCGGUUGCUGCUGGGGAAAUGGCCGAAUGGCAAAUGGCUUUCCGCAACAACCCCAUGUACCACUCAGUUGCACUCACGAAGUGGUUCGCAGUCGUUCCAAAGGGAUCGGAACGUUUGAUAACCGAUUUCAUGCAAUGCCUUCGACAAGCGGCACGUGGUAUUGCUCUGAAUUCGAUCGUUCAGCGGGACCCACAAAUGAUCAUGUGCGUGGUUACGAACGAUAAGGCUGAUCGAUACGCUGCCAUCAAGAAAAAGUGCUGCGUUGAUCGCGCUGUUGCAACACAGGUCAUCAAAACGCGUACGAUCACACCCAAAGGUGCUUGGUGGUAUUCCUUGGAUCCUGAAGAAUCCUCUGAGCUCUAUUAUGGUAAUUGGAUUGACGUUUGCCAUGAUACCCGAGAUAAGUCCAAAUCAUACGGAGCACUAGUGGCGUCGAUGUAUGGAGCGGGAUGUCGACAUCCGAAAUAUUUCUCCACAGUUAACCACCAUUCAAAUGGAGAGGAACUUUCGAACUUUAUGGCUCAAAACAUAAUCAAAGCUGUGCAUUCGUAUCGCGCGGAUUUCGGAAAUGCGCUACCCGAACGCAUCAUUGUGUAUCGCGACGGAGUCGGCGAAGGACAACUCAAAUACGUCUACGAUCAUGAAGUGAAUGCGAUCAAGGAGAAACUCCUUCUAGCAUGUAAGGAUAGGCGAGAAGCGGCAAGAUUAACAUUUUUCGUAGUUAACAAACGAAUCAACACUAGACUGUUCCAUCAGAAGCGGAAUCCCGUGCCGGGUACGAUCGUGGAUGACGUUAUAACCCUACCCGAAAGGAACGACUUCUACCUCGUUUCACAAAGCGUCCGGCAAGGUACGGUUUCGCCCACAAGCUACAACAUACUCAAGGACGAGUCCGGUUUGAAUGCCGACAAGCUACAGUUGUAUACCUUCAAGCAGACGCACAUGUACUACAACUGGUCCGGAACGGUUGGCGUACCUGCGGUUUGCCAAUACGCACACAAGUUGGCAGCAUUGGCCGGGCAGCACUUGCAUCAAGCUCCCAAUAGUUUGUUGGAGAAAAAAUUGUAUUAUUUGUAAAUUUUGCAUAUUACAUUAUUUGCAUAUCACAUGUAUUUCACACGAAUAAGUAAAAAAUAUAUAACACUAAAGUUCUAUAAAUUAUGUGUGGGAAGAAAUUUGUUAUCCACACUGCCCAUGUUCGCAUAGUCGAAGUAAGCGCCAAUAUGAUCACAAUGCAUCAAAAUAAUAAUAAAAGCACUCAUACCAAAGUGAAUCAAAGGUACUAAAUAGGGGGAGAUUCCCCAGUACCGGACACUUAAGCCACUAAGUUCAUAAUUUUGAAAAAUAUUAGUUUUAUGUGCUCGUGUUACCCAUU